CUCCAGUGAAAAUACAAACCCAUACGUUAGCUUGUACCAGCACCAAAAUCAACAUGACGCCAGGAAGAAAACACUUUGAUUGGCCUGACUGACGUCAUGAGACCACCUUUGCUUCUUCUGGGUCUGUCAGUGGCAGUGCUCCUCUGUGCUGACGUGCUGGCUCAGACCCCGGUGGAGAUCCAAUUCCAGACGGACCCGGUGGUGGUGCAGACCGGUACACAGAUAGUAUUCACAGUGGUCACCGUCCCUAAUGUCUUAUCCAUUACAUGGCAGUACCAAGGUGGGGUGACUCUGGGUCUGUGGGCCGGAGGAUCCGCCGUCAUAAACCAGGUACCCCAGUUCCAGGGACGGGUCACCAUCACGGCCACCCAGCUCAGAAUAGGAAGCGCCCAGCUCAAUGAUGCAGGGACAUACACGGCGCAGGUAAUCCCCGACGCUUCCACGGGCCUGGGCCAGAACUCCAGAUCGGUACAGCUGAGAGUGUUUGAUGCAAUAACUGGGGUGAACUUAUUUGUUCCCUCAGUCGCAGUCGAGGGAAGAAAUAUCUCUCUGACUUGUACAUGGACGGCAGGGACAAAUCCUCAAGUCCAGUGGGGUAAAGAUGGCACAACCAUCACUGCCGGAUCCAGGAUCACCAUCUCGGGCGGCUCGCUCAUCAUCAACCCGGCCAGGCGCAGUGAUGCAGGGGAGUACACCUGUACCGUCAGCAACCCCGUCAGCGCUCUCACGGCCACACGGAGCCUCACUGUCUACUACGGCCCUGAUACCCCUGUGUUGACCAAAGACGCUCCGAAGGACUGUGUCGGGGAUGGAGACGUUAUGUCGGGAAAGACAGUGCGUCUUACCUGUGUCUCUGACUCGCUGCCCCCCGCCCUCUACUCAUGGCAACGCGAUGGACAGGCGGUCACGUCCAGCCAGCCGGACAGCGGGGUCCUCACCGUUCAGACCUCCUCGACCAAUGACAGCGGCCGGUACACCUGCACAGCCCGAAACAGCAUCACAGAAGGCACGUCGGAGCAAGGCACAGACUUGGCCGUCGUAGACACAUGCCUCGAUGUAGGGGAAGUAGUGGCGAUUGUUAUUUGUUCUGUGAUCUUGCUCAUAAUUGUCAUCAUCAUCAUUGUUAUUCUUCUCUGCCGCAAGAUAAGGGCCGACAAAAGACAAAGGCAAAUGCAAACUUUGGGCGCACAGAUGACCAGCUCAAAUCCAAGGCCUAUACCUCCAGAUCCACAACGUAAUGGUGCGAGGGAUUUGGGCCAAGGUCUCCAGCCCCCCCUAUAUCAGUCAAAUGCACGCCACCCUGCCCACUUAUACACAUCUGCUCUGCCUCUGAACGGCCACGCCAACGCCAACGCACGCCACCACAAUGGUCAUUCCCGUGCAAACAGUCUCCAACACAAUGCCAUUCAGAACAGUAAUUCAAACCCACACAAUGGCAUCGACAACCCCGUUUUUACUGAAGUUCAGGAUGCAAACGCGCACCCAAACACACACAAUCCUAACAUUCUUAUACACACUGGCACGGCUCAGGGUGGCGUCCAACCGACAGCAGUUCAUGUAAACCUUAACACGCUGCCACAAAGUGCUCAACAAAGCAACAAUGGACAAAUUCCAACUAUUCAUUUAAAUCUUAAUUCAUUUUCGACCAAUGACCAACAAACGCAGCAAGAAAGCUCAGCGCAGCCUGUGACCAGUCCAGCCAAUAAUUACACAUCACAAACCCAACAGAAUCUGACACGCAUAAUGUCAAGAAUGCAAAGUGGUCAGCCUGCUCCUAGUAACCCCCAUCAAGCAGACCCAGGUCCACAGAUCCAGCCUGGGCUUAUCCCAACUGGGUACACACACUAUAACAGCAAUAACACUGCUCAAAGAAAUGCAAACACACAAACAUACCAGCAACACUCAGAGACCCACACCAGGUCUGGCACAGACCCCAGAGGGCAGAACGCCAGCUCGGCUCAUCGACAGAUGCCAUGGGAUCGUCUCAGAGGCACGCCAGCAUAUCCCAGUGACAAUCCACAAAGAGGACCAAUGUCACCUGGGUUCACCUCUGACAGCACAGACUACACAACCCAUCCACCCAUACGUCGGGCCAGACCGCCAAACACAGCUCAGAGUCAGACCACCUCUCGGCAACAUACGCCUUCAACAGACAGACGGACGCGAAGCCGCUCAGCUGAUGUCAGAAGCACAAACUCCACCAGUGCAACACAGCAUGAGCCUGCGCCCCACACACACAGAAGUACUCGACAAGACAUCAGAGGUCCGCCUGGUAGCCAGACUGCCCCCAGGCAGGAAGUCAGACACAGCAAUAACCCUCAGGCGCUGUCUCUCAUGAGCCAGCCGGCCACUGUGGACCGCUCUGUUAUGCCACAGGGACCCACAACACAGCAGGGACUGGCAGUGCCACAGGGUGCAGAUAUAAGAGCUUUGGCUGAUCCUAAUCACCUUCCACAGGCACACAGAGCAGCACCGAUCCAAACGGCGCCACAAGGCCUGGGCACACAGACACAGCCUGUCAGACAGGAAGCCAAUCAACCUCGCCAAGGAGGCUCUGCUCCAGUCCAGUACCCUAAUGCACAGCCUCAUUCCAGAAGCCUAACCCAGGCUGCACUUCAAGCCCACACACUGAGGAGUCAGACAUUUCAGAAUCGGAAACAACAGACCCAGGCUGCCCUGAUGCAUCCUGGACCUCAGACCCAAACUCCUGCUGUCGCUCCUCCCCCUCCGCCUGUGAUCCCCUUCUCCCAGUUCCAGAGUCUUCCUAAAGAGCGCACCCAACACAGAUCCCCAGCCAGAGGCCCACAGCCCCCCAGGCCUCCUGUUAACAUGCCAGUGGCUCAGAGACCCCAUCAUCGCUCCAAUGGGCCUCAUCACAACACUACAAUGCCCGCCAACCGCCACCAUCAUCACCCACCUGGAAACGGACAUGUUGGGACACACAAGCAUCCCCACCCUCAUGGCCGAGGCCAGGGGCAUCCCCCCCACUUCACCCACCCACAUCAGCAACAGGCUCACAGAGGGAGACCAAGAUGAUGACAGAUGUCAGCAGACUACACUCCUCAACUGUCCCACAUGCACUGCCACAAACAAACAGCUGACAGACGUGAUCCAAUAUACCACCAAGCAAGACUGACUGCACAAGGUUCUGCAUUCGAAAAAAUCUGUCACAAUCUGAAAUCUCAGUAAUACGCUCAGUUUUUCUUUUAGAUAAAAAAAAAAAAAAAAAAAAAAAUGGAAAGAAAGAAAAAUAUGUCUCCCAGGGGGA
Molecule: messenger RNA, 3268 nt
Organism: Sphaeramia orbicularis (orbiculate cardinalfish)
Lineage: Eukaryota; Metazoa; Chordata; Actinopteri; Kurtiformes; Apogonidae
Exons: 9
Coding region: 97-3036 (979 amino acids)
Source: RefSeq, a predicted model, not a curated record